AUGGCACACAUCCCAGAAGUUCUGCCUAAGUCGAUACCGAUUCCAGCGUUCAUUGUGACUACCUCGUCGUACGUAUGGUACUACUUCAAUCUGGUGCUAAUUCAGAUUCCCGGUGGUGAAUUCAUAGUUUCUUACAUAAAGAAAUCGCAUCACGACGAUCCAUACAGAACCACGGUCGAGAUAGGGCUUAUUUUGUACGGGAUCAUUUAUUAUUUGUCCAAGCCACAGCAGAAAAAAAGUCUACAGGCACAAAAGCCCAAUCUAUCCCCCCAAGAGAUCGAUGCGCUAAUUGAGGACUGGGAACCGGAGCCACUGGUCGACCCUUCCGCCACUGAUGAGCAAUCGUGGAGGGUUGCCACGACACCGGUGACCAUGGAAAUGCCCAUUCAGAAUCAUAUCACUAUCACCAGAAACAACUUGAAGGAGAAGUAUACCGGCGUUUUCAACUUGGCCUCGAACAACUUCUUGCAAUUAUCUGCUACAGAGCCCGUGAGAGAAGUGGUGACGACCACCAUCAAGAACUACGGUGUGGGCGCCUGUGGGCCCGCCGGGUUCUACGGUAACCAGGACGUUCACUACACAUUGGAAUAUGACCUAGCUCAGUUUUUUGGCACUCAAGGUGCCGUGCUGUACGGGCAAGACUUUUGUGCUGCACCCUCUGUUCUACCUGCUUUCACCAAGCGUGGUGACGUUAUCGUGGCAGAUGAUCAAGUGUCGCUAUCAGUGCAGAAUGCUUUGCAACUAAGCAGAUCCACGGUCUACUACUUCAACCACAACGAUAUGGAUUCGCUAGAAAGUUUGUUGAACGAGUUGACAGAACAAGAAAAAGCUGAGAAACCACCCGCCAUUCCGAGAAAAUUCAUCGUCACCGAAGGUAUCUUCCAUAACUCAGGUGAUCUGGCUCCGCUGCCUGAAUUGACCAAGCUGAAAAACAAGUACAAGUUUAGACUGUUUGUGGACGAAACUUUUUCCAUUGGUGUUCUUGGUGCUACAGGCCGUGGUUUGUCAGAACACUUCAACAUGGAUCGUGCCACCGCCAUCGACAUUACUGUUGGGUCCAUGGCCACAGCAUUGGGCUCCACGGGUGGGUUUGUGCUCGGUGACAGUGUUAUGUGUCUUCACCAGCGCAUUGGCUCCAACGCCUACUGUUUUUCUGCCUGUUUGCCCGCAUAUACUGUCACAUCUGUCUCGAAAGUUUUGAAACUGAUGGACUCGAACCACGACGCUGUACAGGCGCUGCAAAAACUAUCCAAAUCUUUGCAUGGAUUCUUCGCAUCAGACGACUCAUUGCGUCCAUAUGUUGUCAUCACGUCCUCUCCAGUAUCUCCUGUCCUUCAUUUGCAACUGACCCCCGCAUACAGAUCUCGUAAGUUUGGGUACACCUGCGAGCAACUCUUCGAAACUAUGUCAGCCUUGCAAAAAAAGUCCCACACAAACAAAUACAUUGAACCCUACGAAGAAGAGGAAAAAUUCCUGCAAGCUAUAGUUGAUCAUGCCCUUAUCAAUUAUAAUGUACUCAUCACAAGAAAUACCAUUGUUCUGAAACAGGAGACGCUACCAAUCGUCCCUAGCUUGAAAAUCUGCUGUAACGCUGCCAUGUCCCCAGAGGAACUCAAAGACGCUUGCGAAAGUGUCAAGCAAUCCAUCGUUGCCUGUUGCCAAGAAACUAAUAAAUAA
Messenger RNA from Saccharomyces mikatae IFO 1815, 1677 nucleotides. RefSeq names its product serine C-palmitoyltransferase LCB1 (gene LCB1). The transcript has a single exon. The record is from RefSeq and is a predicted model, not a curated record. Gene Ontology annotation, cellular component: endoplasmic reticulum. Bases 1 to 1677 code for a protein of 558 amino acids. Gene Ontology annotation, molecular function: pyridoxal phosphate binding; serine C-palmitoyltransferase activity. Gene Ontology annotation, biological process: sphingosine biosynthetic process; ceramide biosynthetic process. Lineage: Eukaryota; Fungi; Ascomycota; Saccharomycetes; Saccharomycetales; Saccharomycetaceae.